AUGUUCAUCACAAAAUUGGGAACCACUAUUUAUUCCGUUUUAUAUUUAGCUUCAUUGGUCAAUGCUGCACAUGGAAGUACUGAGGGUCCCGCACCGUAUGAGGACACAUCAAAUCUAAAAUAUUAUUACGCUUGUAAUGCUCAAGUAAGCGCCGAAGGUAAAUAUUGUUCACCAAAAGAUAGGAGCUGUUUAUGUUUCAAUGAUAAUGCAAUUGCAAGUAUAGCAGGCUGUCUUUAUGAAGUUGGAAAAACUGAUCAAAAAUAUACAGAAGGUUUAGUAAAUCAAUGUCUGCGUUUCCCCAAUUCAACCGUUACAAAAGAUUGGUUUUCUAAGUACGUUUUAAUUUAUAAGGAAAAAGCCAAAGUUCCCGUUCGUGCUUCAAAGAAUAGUACUUCAAGUAAUCAAAGCUCAAAUGAGCAUGGUCAAGCAUCAGUAAGCCGAAGUGCAGGAGGAGAAGGUUCCAGUCCAAGCUCAAGUGGCCAUGCUUCAGGAGGUAAAAGUUCAGGUGGAAGAGGUUCAGGUGGUUCAGGAAGUGGGCCACAAAGAAUCCUUUAUGAUUAUCCAAUUAUUUUAAACAAGAGAAACCUUACCUUAUAUCAAGAGUCCUAUGGAAGAUUUUAUGAUAAUUAUAAUGAUUCACUUUAUUAUGGUGCUGGUAUGUAUGCUUAUUGGCUAUUGAUUUUGUUAUUAGGUGCUAUUGCAAACUGGUCUAAAAUAUUAUUUCCAAGCUUAACUAAAAAGAUGACUGGUCCAUUAAUUAAUUGGUGGAGAAAGAACAUUUCAAUGCCAGCUACAUUCAAAAAAAAGAAGUCACAAGAACAAAAUUUCUUGAAAUUUUUUGGAUUCUUAAUUCCAUCGAGAUUUGAAACAGUUGUCAUAUUUUUAUUUUAUGUUGUAACAAUUGUACUUCACGCCGUGAAUUCAACUGCCAUUAAAGAAGAUGUAUUUUUGAACUCAAAAUAUAAAGCUGAAUUGAGAUAUGUCGCUGAUAGAACUGGAAUUACUGCUACUAUGAUGAUGCCAUUAAUAUUUUUAUUUGCUGGUAGAAAUAAUUUCUUACAAUGGUUAGUUCGUUGGAAUUACAGUACAUUUGUAGCUUAUCAUAGACAUACUGCAAGAAUCAUGUUUGCUUUAGUUGUUAUUCAUGCUGUUAAUUAUACUGUUUUGUUCGUCAAAAAUGAACGUUACACAUCUACAUUAACUAGAAGAUAUUUCUAUUGGGGAAUAAUUGCCACUGUAUGUGGCGGUGCUAUAAUGAUUCAAGGAAUGUUAUAUUUAAGAAGAAGAUGGUAUGAAUUAUUUUUACUAUUCCACAUUUUAUUAGCAGUAUUUUGGGUAAUAGGAUCCUGGUAUCAUGUUGUUGAUUUUGGUUUCAUAUGGAUGGUUUAUCCAGCUAUUGCAGUUUGGUGUUUUGAUAGAUUGGUAAGAAUUGGUCGUUUGUUUGCGUUUGGUUUUCCACAUGCUGAUGUAACUUUAUUAUCUGAUGAAACCUUGAAAGUUGUUGUACCAAAACCAAGUUAUUGGCAUUCAAUUCCAGGUGGUCAUGCAUUUAUUCAUUUUUUGAAACCAACUUACUUUUAUCAAUCACAUCCUUUUACAUUUACUGAUUCAGUUGAACAAGGUAGUUCUAUUAUCUUAUAUGCCAAAGUUAAAGGAGGUAUUACUCAUAGUUUGUACCAAACCUUAGCUAAACAGCCAGGUAGAACUUGCAAAAUUAGAGUUAGUGUUGAAGGACCAUAUGGUGAAUCGACAGCUGCAAAAUACGCAGACACAGCUGUCUUUAUUGCUGGUGGUAAUGGUAUUCCUGGUAUAUUUUCAGAAGCAGUUGAUGUUGCUGUUAAUAGUAAAGAUGGUAAGAAUGUUGUUAAACUUACUUGGGUUGUUAGAGAAUGGAGAUCUUUAUAUUGGUUUUAUGAAGAAUUGAUCAAUUUGAAAAACACUAAAAUUGAAACUACAAUAUACGUCACUCAACCAAACAGUCAUAUUUUUAUUGAUGAAUUUCACAAUAGAUAUACUGGACUAGAAAGAUUAUCGCUAGACAAACCAAAUGACUCAGAUGGAUUAUCAUUGGAGAAGGACGAUUCAGUGAAAGAAAAAAAUACUGUUGAAGUUGAAAAUAGUUCAUGUGAUGAAAAAUCAGCUUCUUUAAAUGAAAAAGAUGAUGGUUGUACCAUCAUUAGUUCCAUUAAAAAAGAAUUAUCUCAUAUAGAUUUCAAGGAAGGAAGACCUGAUAUCGAAUCAAUAAUACAAAAUGAUAUUAAAGAAUCAAAUGGAUCAAUUGCAUUUGUCACUUGUGGUCAUCCAGUUAUGGUUGAUGAUGUUCGUUAUUACUGUGCUGAAAACAUUUCUAAUAGUGAAAGGAAAAGGGUUGAUUUUUAUGAACAAAUUCAAGUUUGGGCAUAA
This is a messenger RNA of Lodderomyces jiufengensis, 2403 nucleotides long. Its product is annotated as ferric reductase family protein. Lineage: Eukaryota; Fungi; Ascomycota; Pichiomycetes; Serinales; Debaryomycetaceae. The coding region runs from base 1 to 2403 and encodes 800 amino acids. The record is from RefSeq and is a predicted model, not a curated record. Gene Ontology annotation, cellular component: plasma membrane. Gene Ontology annotation, molecular function: ferric-chelate reductase activity. The transcript has a single exon. Gene Ontology annotation, biological process: intracellular iron ion homeostasis; copper ion import; iron ion transport.